This is a messenger RNA of Nestor notabilis (Kea), 4583 nucleotides long. RefSeq names its product uveal autoantigen with coiled-coil domains and ankyrin repeats (gene UACA). The record is from RefSeq and is a predicted model, not a curated record. The transcript has 19 exons. Gene Ontology annotation, molecular function: actin binding. NCBI's taxonomy places the organism in Eukaryota, Metazoa, Chordata, Aves, Psittaciformes, Psittacidae.
AUGAUGACUUGUUGGUUUUCUUGUGCAGCUAAAGACACACUGAACACUGACUGGAACAAAUAUGAUGACAGGCUAAUGAAAGCAGCUGAAAGGGGAGAUGUGGAAAAGGUUUCAUCAAUCCUGGCCAAAAAAGGAGUCAGUCCCACCAAACUGGAUGUGGAAGGCAGAUCUGCAUUCCAUGUUGUAGCAUCAAAGGGCAACCUGGAUUGCUUGAACACUAUCCUUGUUCAUGGAGUUGAUAUCACAGCCACGGAUGCUGCAGGUAGAAACGCACUGCAUCUUGCCGCGAAAUACGGACAUGCUUUAUGCUUGCAGAAGCUGUUGCAGUACAACUGUCCAACAGAGAAUGUGGAUCUGCAAGGAAGAACUGCUCUGCAUGAUGCAGCUAUGUCAGACUGUUCCUCGAGCAUACAACUACUGUGUGAUCACGGGGCCUUGGUGAAUUCAAAAGAUGGAGACGGGAGGACACCGCUAGUGCUGGCCACUCAGAUGUGUCGUCCCACCGUUUGUCAGCUUCUGCUAGACAGAGGAGCAGAUGUUAAUGCCAGGGACAAACAGAACAGGACUGCCUUAAUGUUAGGCUGUGAAUAUGGCUGCAGGGAUGCAGUGGAAGUUUUGCUCAAAAAUGGUGCGGAUGUUAGUUUGACUGAUGGCCUUGGUCAUGACUGUGCUUACUAUGCCAGGAUUGGGGACAAUAUUGACAUUUUGGCUUUAAUAAAAGCUGCCGUUGAGGAUUCCAGCAAAGGAAGAGAUAGCAUGAAGAAGGGGCAGCCUGAACAAAAGUGGAAUCGGCUGCAUGCGCAGGAGGAGGUGAAUGUCAAGCUGUAUCAGACGGAACAUAACGCUCAGGAAUUGGAGUUAGAAAAUCAAGAUUUGAAAGAUCGAAUGAGAGAAGUUCAAGAGGAGCAAAGGAUGCUGCUGGAUAGAAUCAGUGGGCUGCAACUGCAACUGAGUGAGGAGCAAAUGUUUGCAGAUGAUCUUGAGAAUGAGAAGGAUGAGCUGAAGAAAAUCCUAACCACCAAGGAAAAACAGCAGGAGGAAAGCUUAAGGACUAUUGAAGCUCUCAAAGCUAAACUCAAGUAUUACGAAGUUGAUUUUGUGGGAUCUGGAAGUAACUUUGCUAAUAGAAAAGAAGAUUUAUUACUUAAACAAGGGCAAGUGUUUGCUGCGGAUUAUGUAUGUAGCUUGUCAAACCUGUAAACAUGUACCCGUUUUGUGCCAAUUUAUCUUCAGUCCAGGUCUAUGCUGAGACCCUUGGAGCUCUCCCUGCCUAACCAAUCACCCACUUCAGAGAAGGAAGCUUUAAAGAAGGAACUUGACAACGUGAGGACCUGCUAUGGUGCAGCAAAGGAAGAAAUCAGCAAAUUGCAGCGAGAGCUGUCUCACAAGGUGUCAGAGUGUAAAGCUUUGGCAUCAGAGUGUGAAAGAACCAAGGUGGAAUCUGACGGACAGAUAAAACAGCUGGAAGAUGCUUUAAAAGAUGUGCAGAAAAGAAUGUUUGACUCGGAAGGCAAAGUUAAGCAAAUGCAGACCCACUUUCUUGCUCUGAAAGAUCACCUGACUAACGAAGCUGCUUCGGGAAACAGUAAGCUAACAGAGGAGCUGAAGGAGCAGUUGAAAGAAAUGAAAGCCAAGUAUGAAGGAGCCUCUGCUGAAGUGGGAAAACUGAGGAACCAGAUUAAGCAGAAUGAAUUGCUGGUGGCAGAAUUCAAGAGAGAUGAAGGCAGGCUAGUGGAGGAAAAUAAAAGGUUGCAGAAGGAACUUGUGAAGUUGGAGAUGGAACGAGAUAAAAGGGGAAGAAAUGUCAUGGAGUUAGAAGGGCAGCUCAAAGAAACAGCAGCAAAGUUGGCCCACUCGGUAACUUCAGAGGCAUUUGAAAACAUGAAGAGUUUGUUAUCGAGCAAAGUGAAUGUGAAAGCAAGGAGGUUAGCAGAGAUGGAAGGAGAGCAUGAAAAACUGCAGGCAGAGAUUCUGCUUCUGAAGAGGGAAUCUGAGAGUCAGAAAGCGAAACUGGCUCAGCACGUAAAGCCAGAGGAGCACGAGCAAAUGAGGAGUGGGUUUGAGAAGAAAAAUGAAGAGCUUGGGAAGGCAGUUUCUGAAUUGUCACAGAAGAAUCAGGCUCUGCAGAAGGAACUUGAAAGAUUGCAGACUGAUAACAAGGUAUUUAAGCAACAAAUCCAAAUGCUAAAAACUGAAAUGAAAAGCCAGAAUGUGCCUUUAAAAAUCCAUGAAGAAUUGAAGAAAACAAAUGAUCUGACUGUCAGUGACCUGACCAGGAAGCUUUUUGAAUUAACAAAGAAGUACAAUGAAAGCAAAGCAGAAGCUGAAAAGUUACUGGCAGAGAAGAACAACUUAAGUGAGAACAUCAGCCACUUCCAAGCUGUGUACCUUUCUCCAGAGCAGCACAAAAAAGAAGUGGAAGCUUUAAAAUGUAAUGGUAUUGAGCUGGAAAAGCAGCUCGCUGAGCUGCAGAAAAAAUAUGAUGCUGAACAAGCCCAGGUGUGCAAACUGGUCUCUGAAAACACAGCCAUGAGACAGACUCUUGGGGAUCAGUAUGUGUUGGCUACAACACAUGAAGAGGUUAAAAUAGCCUUGAAUAACACCCUUGAAAAGACCAACAAGGAACUGUCAGAUCUGAAGGCAAAAAUGGAAGAGGUAAAGCAAGAAUUCAUGAGGGCAAAUGAAGAAAAUGGAACCUUGAAAAACAAGGUGAAACUCUUACAGAAUCAACUGCAAACUGAGUCUGUAAGUUUAAAAGAGCAUGAAACUACAGUGGCUACUUUAAAUAAAAGCAUGCGAGAGCUUCAAGAGAACAAUACUGCAGUUAGGGCUGAGUACAAGAGGGGUCAAGAAGAAAUUUUACAGUUACAUGCAGAAAUUGAAGCCCAGAAGAAGGAACUUGACACAAUUCAAGAGUGCAUUAAGUCAAAAUAUGCCCCGGUUGCCUCCUUUAAAGACAGAGAACAAAGCUUCGAAGCCACAGUGAAAGAAUUAAAAGCGCAGUUGGAGGAACAGGCACAGAAGUACAGAGAAAUCGAAGAGGAAAACAAGAAGUGCAAAGAGGAGAAUGAGAAGCUCAAAACGGGUGUUCUGUCCAUCCAGAAUGACUUGCAGCAGAACUAUAUCCUGGCUGAGAAAUCCCAUGAAAUGGAGAAGAUGUUUACAAGCAAAAUGGAGGAACUGAAUAAGCAACUGAGAGACUUGCUGCAGAGAUACACAGGUGAAAAAGAAAAGGAUGAGCUGGAAGAGAGCAUUGAGCAGCCCGUGACUGUGCAGGCUGAGCAUCUUUCAGCAGGGCAGAUUGAAGCCUUGAAGAAGGCUCUUGGUCACACUAUAGAGGAUCUGAGAGAGGCCCUCAGAAAUAAGAAGGAAUGUUAUGACAAAGAAACACUAAAAGUAGGACAACUGCAGCAGGAGUUGUCAGGUCUGAAAGAAUCUUCAGUCUCUUUGGUAGAAUAUACACAAAUGAAGGAAAUGUUAGAACAAGAAAUUGUAGCGAUCAAAAGCAGCUUGAGAGAAAAGGAAGAAGAAAACCAAGUGAAAACCAAGGAGAUCUCAGAGUUGCAGUGUGAGAUGCAGCUUACUCAACAAGCUUUAACAGACCUGCAGAGGAAAGAAGUGAUUGACAUGUCAGAAUACGAAUCCAUGAAGAGUACUCUGGAGGCCCAGAUUAACAGCAUAGCUGAAAGCUUGUCCAAUAUGAAUAGAAAGUAUGAGGAGGCAUGUGAGGAGGCUUUGCAAGCUAAAAAGAGUGAGCUUUCUUUAAAGGAUGAGAAGGAAUUGCUUCAGUUACGGAGCUGCAGUAUUGAGCAAGAAAUCAAAGACCAGAAAGAAAGGUGUGAUAAAUCAUUGACAACAAUUAUGGACUUGCAGAAGAGAAUACAGGAAUCUGCAAAGCAGGUGGAAGCCAAGGAUAACAAGAUAACGGAGCUGCUUAAUGAUGUGGAGCGGUUAAAACAAGCUCUUAAUGGCUUGUCUCAGCUUACAUACACCACUGGGAUUCCCUCAAAGAGGCAGAACCAGCAAGUUGAAAUGCUCCAGAACCAGGUGAAAACACUGCAGCAGCAGCUUGCUGAUGCUAAAAGGCAGCAUCAAGAGGUAGUUUCAGUUUAUCGGACACAUCUUCUCAGUGCUGUACAGGGUCACAUGGAUGAAGAUGUCCAAGCUGCUUUGCUGCAGAUCAUUCGGAUGAGGCAGGGACUUGUUUGCUGACAUGUUAGUGCCAUUGCUCGUGAAGGCUGCUGCAUUGUAGGAGUGCUGUGGUUAUGUUAGUGAUAACCUUCAUGAGGUUUAGAUAGUUAUGAUAAUAUAGCUGCAAUUAAGGCCUCCAAAUAUGAAACGAUUUACAAAGCUGAAACAUUUUCUUCUUAUAAAACGGUAAAAUAGGGCUACUGAGUUUCAGAUGUGACACUUGUUAGAUUAAUAAAAGAUGUAGAGCAUCUUUUUAAAGCUGGAAUACAAGCUGACUGUCAAAAUGAUGACAUGGUAGUUAAAUUAAUGUCUGAUUGACCACUUAUUAAAGUAGGGCCUAUACCCAGAAACUCAUUUAUCCUAGAACUUGAACUCUCAUAGUAUGGUUAAAA